Molecule: messenger RNA, 1247 nt
Organism: Scheffersomyces amazonensis
Lineage: Eukaryota; Fungi; Ascomycota; Pichiomycetes; Serinales; Debaryomycetaceae
Exons: 2
Coding region: 119-763 (214 amino acids)
Source: RefSeq, a predicted model, not a curated record
GUACUCGCUGCAUCUAGUGCAGCAUUUGUCUGGGGUACAAAAUAUAUUUUUUUGCAAUUACUGCGAGAGGACGUUAUAACAAAACACCAUAAUACAGACAUAGUUGAUUAUUAUCCAAAUGAAUGACUUCCACUUAAUAGCUACCCCAGAAGUUCAAACCACUAGUGGAACAAAUCCUUCCAUUUCGAAUUCUAUUUCAAAUAUUCAGAUUAUUAAUGGUGUUGCCGCUGACAGUUAUGAAAAUAGUACCUCCAAGAAUCAAAUUAAAUAUACUUUAAACUCUGUGAAAGCAUCUGAUGUUGCGAUCAUGCCAUCGAGCAUUCCAUCACUUCCAAAUUAUAAAAUCAAAACGUUUUACGAAUUAGGACAUAUUAUUGCAGUUUAUCUUUCCGCUAUCGAGCCAAUAAAUCCCGGAUUUAAUGAGUAUAUUCGAGGAAGUGAAUUCCAUGAACGCGAUUACUAUUUAUUAAGAAAUUAUUUUCGGAAAACGUUUCCGAAUGAAGAGGAUAGUAAAUUUUCAUUAUCGAUAUAUCACAAAGUCGACAUCGCCUUAAGAAGGUACAUGAUUUUUCUUUCAAACAUUGGAAUAGACAGUUUUUCACAAUUGGAACAAGUAAUAAGUAAUCCAUUUUCAAGUGGCUAUAAUAAUAUUAGAAUCUAUGAUGGUAUUACAAUUUUGAAAGUUCAGUUACCUUAUUUUGUUGAAAUCAUUUUACAGGACACAAAGUAUUUCAAUCCUGACAUAACAUAUAAUCUUGCUUGACAAUUAAGUUAACCGACUAAAAUUAUUUACUCCGGACUUUGUUGAAAAAUAAAAAAUUGUUUUCUAAAAAUUGAAUCAUGUUGGGCUUUUUAUUUCUAUCCACCAAUCAAAAUGUAGAGUAAAAUUUAAUAUAUAAAUUUUAUUUAACUAAUCUACAUAUACGAGUAACAUAUGUAUUAGUUGGUAUAUCUGUACAGUUUGAUUAUUGUCUUAAGAAAACUGACAUCUUUGCCUGAAACCGGAAUUGAAGUUUACUUGUGAACUCCGAAAACAUUGGGUAUUUUUGUUAUGACAUUCCGACAUAUAAUUUUCAGGAUGACUCUCAUUGGACUUACCCCGGACUUUAAAGAAUGAUGCUUAAAUUUAAUUACGUACCAUAUAAGUAAACAAUAUUAGUAUUAAUAAUCUUACAACUGUGUGCAGUUAUACCUCAUGUGGUCUUUUUGCUACGUAUUUCAUGCACCAAUGAUUCAAGUUCUGUGAA